AAGCAAACCCUGGGAACCCUUCAAUCACCUGCAGCACAGAGUCCUUUCUCCAUGUUAUGUGGGGCCAUCCUGGCGUCCCAGCCCCUGUGAAUGAGGCCUCAACACCAGCUCAGCCAGUCCUGGAAGCCAUCUGAGAGCUGCUCUACCGCUCAAGCCAAUGUGUUAAAUACGGCAUUUUGGAUACGUCGUCACCAGUGAGCCAAGCUGAAUGCUAGUUAAAGCGGGAGAUGGUCGAUGAAUACGUGCAGGAAGAAAUGGACAGGACAAUCCAGAGAGAUCGCGUGUUCUGAGGACAGCACAGCCAGGCUCCGAUGCCAGCAAUGAGGACACUCCCCCUCCCGGAUGCAGGACUGGUUGCCACCAUGGGGAGGGGUGCACCGUGCCACGUGCUCCCAGGACACUGGCCAGGGGGCUAUAAAGAACAUCUCGAGAGGAGCCAGCACAGCCUUGUUCAGACGCCCAGUGACCUGCCGAGGUCGGCAGCACAGAGCUCUGGAGAUGAAGACCCUGUUCCUGGGUGUCACGCUCGGCCUGGCCGCUGCCCUGUCCUUCACCCUGGAGGAGGAGGAUAUCACAGGGACCUGGUACGUGAAGGCCAUGGUGGUCGAUAAGGACUUUCCGGAGGACAGGAGGCCCAGGAAGGUGUCCCCAGUGAAGGUGACAGCCCUGGGCGGUGGGAAGUUGGAAGCCACGUUCACCUUCAUGAGGGAGGAUAGGUGCAUCCAGAAGAAAAUCCUGAUGCGGAAGACGGAGGAGCCUGGCAAAUACAGCGCCUAUGGGGGCAGGAAGCUCAUGUACCUGCAGGAGCUGCCCAGGAGGGACCACUACAUCUUUUACUGCAAAGACCAGCACCAUGGGGGCCUGCUCCACAUGGGAAAGCUUGUGGGUAGGAAUUCUGAUACCAACCGGGAGGCCCUGGAAGAAUUUAAGAAAUUGGUGCAGCGCAAGGGACUCUCGGAGGAGGACAUUUUCACGCCCCUGCAGACGGGAAGCUGCGUUCCCGAACACUAGGCGAGGCCUCCCUCCGGCUCCCUCAGGUGUCAGCUCAGCCCAUCGCCCCCUGCACCUGUCCCCACGCGGUCCACUCCCCACCAUCCACCCACCAAGGAUGCUCAGAGGCCUGCCCAGUCAUUGGAGGAGCUGAGGUCGCUCUGGAGCCCCGAGGUUGCCCAGCAGUGGCCGAUGUGGGGGCUGCAGAGCCUGGGGAGGGAGCUCUGGCCCUGGCCUCUGCCCUACCCUGCAGCCUCCCUGACCUCUGCUCCUCUUCCCAGCACAGCAGCCCCCGGGUCUGCACCUCCAGAGCCCACCCUACCACCAGACACAGAGCCUGGACCACCUGGACCUACCCUCCAGCCAUGACCCUUCCCUGCUCCCACCCACCUGACUCCAAAUAAAGUCCUUCUCCCCCA
Molecule: messenger RNA, 1409 nt
Organism: Homo sapiens (human)
Lineage: Eukaryota; Metazoa; Chordata; Mammalia; Primates; Hominidae
Gene: OBP2B
Product: odorant binding protein 2B
Exons: 9
Coding region: 343-1011 (222 amino acids)
Cellular component (GO): extracellular region
Molecular function (GO): small molecule binding
Source: RefSeq, a predicted model, not a curated record